AUGGUUAAGGGGAUAGCAGUUCUUUUUGAAUACGAAACACCGAAAUUAGUACAGAUCUCAAAUAUUAAAAUCGGUGUUACUCAAAGGCUUCUACAACUAGUUAUCCUUAUAUAUGUCGUCUGCUGGGUUAUGAUAUAUGAAAAAGGUUAUCAAGAAAAUGACGUUGCCAAAAGUGCAGUCACAACUAAAGUGAAAGGCAUUGGAUUUACAAACCUUCCACACAUUCCCGGUAUUGGAAGACGCAGUUGGGAUGUAGCAGAUUAUAUUGUUCCACCAUUAGAAAAUAAUGCUUUGUUUGUGAUUACCAACAUAAUUAAAACUGAAAGACAGUCGCUUUCCAAAUGCGCGGAGAGUCCUUCAGUAAAGGCAGCAGACUGUCGUACGGAUGCUGAUUGUCAGCCAUACUAUCUUACACACCUUGGAAAUGGAGCUCAUACAGGAAAGUGUAUCGUUGAGCCAGGAAAUGAUAAAGGAUCAUGUGAAAUAUACUCUUGGUGUCCUUUAGAAAAUGAUAGCUUACCACUUGGUAAAGGAUCAUACUUAUUUCCAAUGGUUUACAAUUAUACACUGCUUAUUAAAAAUGAUAUAAAUUUUGAGAAAUUUGGUAUUCAUCGACGAAAUAUUCAAAAUUGGGCAUCGAAGAAAUUCCUUCGUACAUGCUUAUACAAUAAAAGUGAUCCAGAGAAUCGUUUCUGUCCAAUAUUUCAAUUUGCUACUAUAUUUCAAGAGGCCAAUGUAGAUGAAUCAAUAUUUAUUAAAGGUGGUGUAAUUGGCAUUGAUAUCAAUUGGAAAUGCGAUCUAGAUUGGGAUGUUCAAUACUGUAAUCCGACGUAUUCAUUUCGCCGACUAGAUGAUGCACAUGCGAAAAUUGCCUCUGGAUUUAACUUUCGUUAUGCAAAUUUCUACAGUGAAAAUGGUACAAACUAUCGAGAUUUGAUUAAAGCUUAUGGUAUACGAUUUGUUAUCCAUGUAAGCGGAGAGGCAGGAAAAUUUCAUUUCCUCCCGUUAACAAUGAAUAUUGGCUCAGGUUUGGCUUUGUUGGGUCUGGCGCCAACAGUAUGUGACAUUAUCGCUUUAAAUUUAUUACGAUCAAGAGAUAUUUAUCAACGAGCGAAAUUUGAAACUAUCGCUGAAGAACAAGAACACUUGUCUAAUCGACGAGCAAGUAAAGCUCAACGUAAAAAACAUACAACAUCAACACCACCAGCAGUCAAAUCAAAUAGUGUUAGUAGAAAUGAACUAUCCGAUGAAAAUGGUAAAGUUGUUCAAUGGAAAGAUGAUGAUUCAAAUGAUCAACCGAUCUCGUGGGUUCGCGUUCACAUCGAUUAUAUGCGUAGUGAAUUGUCCACUGGUUCAACUGAUCAAAAUGGUCAUUUUAGCGUCGUCUUACCACCAGGAGUGUAUCGUAUAACCCUGCGGGCUAAAGGUUACUUAGAUUUGAGUGAAAUAAUUAUUGUGGAUAUAAUGAAAAGUCCUAUUCAUCGUGUAUUUCGUAUGAAACAUGUCGAUGGAUUAUCAUCAGCUUAUCGUUUAUACGUGGUUGGUAUGAUUGCAUCAAUUGUUGCAAUAUUUUCAUUAACUUUAACUAUCUGUGUAUGCUAUCAUUUCUGUUGUCAUUCACGUGUACCAUAUGCAAUCGUAAGACGUUCAGUUGAUAGAUCGGAUAAAUCUUCACCAUUAUCAGCAUCAUCAAGUCAUCAAACAAAGCGUGGACCAUAUUCACUAUUAGCUAUGGAUGAUAUGAAUACGUCGUAUGGUAAUGAUAAUGAUAAUAAUCACAACGGAUCAUCAAAUAAUGACUGUCUGGAAUCAAUGUUAACACAUAAUGGCACAGAUGAAGACGGAAACGAUGGUGAUGAUUAUAAUAAUAAUGAUGAUGAUGAUGACGGCGUUGAUGCUGAAAGUGACAAUGGCAAUGUAAUAGUAUUGCAUGAUUCAAACCUACGUGAAACAAAAUUAGGAGCAAUGAAGUCAUUAGUUAAAACAAAACUAUUUAAUAAACGUAUUUCAAAUCGUAUCCAUAAUAAAAAUCGUAAAUACAUCCCGAAAUCCAUGUCAUCAUCCUAUCGUGAUGGUAAUGGCGACGACGAUGAUGAUGUACUUGAAGAGGUUCAACUUGUUUGAAAAAUAACGGCAACGCAUAUGUUCAAUGUUCAACGCAAUUGAAAUAAAAGCAUAUAGAAAUAUUCCUGGUCCGAUCAUAUUAUAUUCUUUUGUUCUGUUUUGUAUUUAUAUAUUUAUUACUUUCUGUUGUGUUUUCGUCAGUGUUGUUGCUGUUGUUCUGCUUUCUUUUAUUGAAUAAAUUGUAAUCUUCAUUUUUUCAGAGUAUAUCUUUCAUUGACACUAAGUCUCUUUAGUCUGUCUCUAUCAUGCAUUCCAACCAAAAAUCUGAUGUGAUCUCUGUGUGUGUGUCUUUUACAUUUAUCCUUUCGGACGAAAGUUUUUGAAAAUUCACAUCAGAUUGUGAUACAUUUAUAUACACACACACACCUUUUUUUUGUCUUUCUUCAAUCUUUUUAUUAGACAGUGAGUGAUAUGUUCAAUGUGUUCAAUGAUUGACUGUUUUUUUUGUUUAAAUUCACUGUGUUUUUCUUUUGUCUGGCAUAUUUAAAUUUAUUGAUUUUUUGUAUUUUGUAGGAUUGAACCCGGUAUCAUAGUGAAAAUUAGGUUGCAUAUCGGUGAAAAUCUGUUUGCUGUUCUUUUUUUCUCACUGAUUUUUUACUUUCAGAAAUAUUUCGAUUCCACUGACAGACAAUCUCAUGUACACUGCUGUCUCUGCUGCACGUUGCUCUUUUGUUGUUCACGCUUCUUUUAGUAAUAUUUGCUAUUUUAUAUUUUUAAGUGUAUUUCUUGGUUGUUUUUUUUAAAUAUCUAUUUCAGUCGGUCAUCACAAUUUGAAGUACUCCACACUGACAUUUAAUUUGUUUGUUUAUUUCUCAUGCAAUAUUCAAUUUUAUAAAAUAUUUCAAUUCUCACAUAAUCGACAUUUGCUGCUAUGUAGUCAACUCCACUACUUUUUAUUUCUGUCUUCCGCCUCAUUUGCAUUUUUUUUUUCAUUUUGAUGUCUUUACAGUUAAUUUGUUUUAAAUACGCGUGUUUUCAAUGUCAGCUAUGCGUUUGGUGGUAUUUUUUUUGGUUGAUUUAUUUUAUAUUUCGAGAAAAUAAUGGUAAAUCGUAAUCAUAUCUCCAAGUGAAUAAAAGUUAUAUAA
This is a messenger RNA of Trichobilharzia regenti, 3209 nucleotides long. The record is from the annotation of a GenBank genome assembly. Lineage: Eukaryota; Metazoa; Platyhelminthes; Trematoda; Strigeidida; Schistosomatidae.